CUGAUUUGCGGGACAAGUUCGAGAUGUCAACAAACACGGACACGACUCGCUUAUCCACAAUCAAGACCCCGAUCGCGACUACCUCACGUGAUAUCAACAAAAUUCAAACCACCAUCGCGCUAACCUACUUUACUCUUAGCUCGUGUCCGAGAAAAAGUUCAGGGCAUCCCAGCCCUAUCUUCGCUUCCGCCUGCAAAUCCGCGUUUUGAGGCAAGUGAAGUCAACGACGACGAUACUUUGCACGACUUUUCGACAAUCGCGACAAUCCACCAAACGCAAAAAUGGCCACCGAAUUGACCGUCCAGUCCGAGCGCGCUUUCCAGAAGCAGCCGCAUAUCUUCCUUAACUCCAAGGUCAAGGCCAAGUCGGCGAGAGCUGGCAAGGGAGGACGCAGAUGGUAUAAGGAUGUUGGUCUUGGGUUCAGAACCCCAAAGAACGCCAUUGAGGGAACCUAUAUUGACAAGAAGUGCCCAUUCGUCGGCCAAGUCUCCAUCCGUGGCCGUAUCCUCACCGGAACUGUCGUCUCCACCAAGAUGCACAGAACCCUCAUCAUCCGCCGCGAGUACCUCCACUUCGUCCCCAAGUACGCCCGUUACGAGAAGCGCCACAAGAACCUCGCUGCGCACGUUUCGCCAGCUUUCCGUGUUGAGGAGGGUGACCAGGUCACCGUCGGCCAAUGCCGCCCAUUGAGCAAGACUGUAAGUUUAAAACAAAACCCAUCGGAUAAACAGAUCUAUGAUCUUUGGAAACGAAACGCGAUUUACACCCGCGCCCUCUACUUGUCUUCAAGAGCAAGUAGCACUCUGGAACGGCCGGCUGAUAUGGCAAUAGGUCCGAUUCAAUGUUCUCCGCGUUCUCCCAAGAACCGGCAAGGCCGUCAAAGCUUUCUCUAAAUUCUAAGCGACUCUUUUCCUCGGGGUUCAGGCUGCAUGGGAUUGGGAUGAUCGGAACAAGGAGAGUGUCAUCAUGGGUCUUUGUUAGACUGCGAUUAGCUACGAAUACUCAACAAUGAAACACCUUCAAUUCGACUGAAGCGCCUGUGUGAUAUGAGUAUGCGGGCUAUGAAAUAUUUGCUGGUGCUAUUAACUUGUGUCGGACAGGAUACACCGACAAUAUUUACAGAUUGGGGACUGCGGAAAAGCCGACUGCGAACUUCGAAUUCGAUCUCAAAGCCAAUGGCGACAUCCUGCGACUUUAUAUUCGAAAUACGCCAUAUUGAUCGAAUUACUACGACCAGUUCGAAGCAAUCCGGACUGCCUUUGGACAACAGCACCACGAUGAAACCGGACAUGCACCGCCACUAUUUCACCAUACAAAGCCCAAUCCGCUUCCCAGCCACUUUUUUCAUUCUGUCAUAUCCCCGUUGGAAUGAUGAACCACCAUUACGUUAAC
Messenger RNA from Pseudogymnoascus destructans, 1392 nucleotides. RefSeq lists its product as uncharacterized. The transcript has 2 exons. Lineage: Eukaryota; Fungi; Ascomycota; Leotiomycetes; Thelebolales; Thelebolaceae. Gene Ontology annotation, cellular component: cytosolic small ribosomal subunit; ribosome. Bases 282 to 893 code for a protein of 203 amino acids. The record is from RefSeq and is a predicted model, not a curated record. Gene Ontology annotation, molecular function: structural constituent of ribosome. Gene Ontology annotation, biological process: translation.